Messenger RNA from Nerophis lumbriciformis (worm pipefish), 4624 nucleotides. It is a transcript of the gene vash2, whose product is annotated as vasohibin 2. Lineage: Eukaryota; Metazoa; Chordata; Actinopteri; Syngnathiformes; Syngnathidae. The record is from RefSeq and is a predicted model, not a curated record. Gene Ontology annotation, biological process: regulation of angiogenesis. Gene Ontology annotation, cellular component: cytoplasm.
CGAGAGGCACCUACAUAGCUACACGGCAACAGUGAGUGGCGAGCCGCAUCGUCUCCUCGGUGGUUUAAUCAGGAUGGGAGCUGGCGAGGAAAUCCGUUUGUUCAACAUAAAGUCAGCCUUGCUAACAAGUUAACCCCCAGGAAGGCUGGCGAAGACAGGAAAGGCUCAGAAGCGGUCAUUUCCCUUGGCUGGUGGUGGGAGUGACACUACAUUGUGAAGACGAGCUAGCUAUUUAAAGCUAAGCAGGACUUCCGGUUUCAGCCAUGACCAUCAGCAUGCACUGAACACAAGGGGGAUGCUCUUGUAGUCCUUUUUGACUCCCGCCUCGGCCUGGUGUCCCCCUCCUCCUCCUGGGACCAAUGACUGGACCCAACUCCCCGAGCCGGGCUAGCAACGGCCCGGCCAAGCUGAGUAGGCUCGGCCGCUCCAAGAGCACCAGCGCUCACUGCCUGCUCCGCCGCAGCGCCCAGGAGGAGUUGAGCGCCUCCCUCCCCAACAACGGGUCUCGCUCGCCAGCCGAGGAGGAAGAGAAGGACGGAGGGGUCUUCUUCUACGUUAACCGGGCCGGGUUUCCCAUCGAGGGCGGUACCUGGGAUAGGAUGUGGACCCAUGUGGCCGUUGUGCACCCUGAGGGCCAGGAGAUGGUAGACAAGAUACGCAACGCCGCAUAUCUCCCUAAACAUCACGUGCCCUCGCUUCCUACGUUUAAGCCGUCCAUGUCAGUGCAAGACUGGCUGGUGCUGGUCCAGAACUUCAUGAAGGCUCUGCAAUACAACCACACGGGCACGCAGUUCUUUGAGAUCAAGAAGAACCGUCCUCUCUGCGGGUUGAUGGAGACUGCACGAGAGAUGAUCAGGGAGUCUCUGCCAAUUAAAUGUCUGGAAGCUGUCAUCUUGGGAAUCUACAUGACCAACGGCCUGAUGUCUCUAGAAAGAUUCCCCAUCAGCUUUAAGACUCACUUCUCAGGUCACUGCUUCCAUCACGUCGUGCUCGGCGUCUACUGCAAUGGACGCUACGGCUCGCUCGGCAUGAGCCGCCGGCCGGACCUCAUGGACAAGCCGCUUAUCCACCGAACCCUCGGCGAGCUGGUGGCUGAGUUGGAAAGCUCCUACAAACGAUACCAGCACAUCCUCAAGAAGGUGAAGAUCGGCCUAUACGUGCCUCAUGACCCCCACGUGUGUCAGUCCAUAGAGUGGAAGUAUUUGGUGCUAAACGCUGCAAAACUGGGCCCUCAGGAGAUGAAGCGGGAGCUGGAGAAACAUGGCCGUGACAUGAGGAUGAAGAUCCUCAAGUCGUCCAGUGCUCAGUCUCCAAUCAAGGAGCGAAGCCGCGGGAAGUCUCUGUCUCCACGCCGCCGCCAAGGCAGCCCACAGCGCCGCCUCAUGCACCGCAGAGACAAAUCGCCGGCGUCAGUGGAGAAGAAGCCUCCAGAACUCAGCACGCUCAACGAUGGCUACCAGAUAAGAAUCUGACCCGGUCUGCUCGAAUCCUUUCAGCAGUAUCGUUCCCAGCCAAAGAUGGGAUGAACUCAAUCAUUUUGUAGCAAAUCCUCCCGGACACAAGUUCUACCGUCUCAAUGGACCAUAUCAUUUUGAGAGAUGGAGCUGAGUGCUCACAUCUUCACGUUUCUUCCAUCCUUUAGUCAUGUCUGCCUAAUGAGGAGGAAACAUCUUGAUGCUCUUCACUCAUGUUGAUUGGCACAUUUACUCCAUGACUAGAAGAGGAGGAGCUUCACAGGAAAACAUGAUCAAUAACAUCAAUCAAUCAAUGAAGAUGUCUCUUUUUAACAUAUACGGUUAGAAAUGAAUUAUCGUCGACAAGAACCUCAAACUUUCUGUCAUGAAGAAAGGAAGUAGUGCUGAUUUGAAAACCCAGGACUCUUUAACUAGUUCUUUUAGCACCGCCCACCCCAUGGACACGGGUGUACAUACUUAACACAUGCAUAUGUGUGUGUAUGCAUGUAUGUAUACACACCCAGGGGCGCCGCUAGGGAUUUUGGGCCUCAUGAAAAUAAUCUUUACAGGGCCCCCAACACAGUGUCAUUAUUUUUUCUGUAUUAUAAUUUCAUCAUCAUUAGGGGCCUCUCUGGGCCCCCCUCCAUUGUGGGCCCCUAGAAUCCGUCUCCUUUACCCCCCCUUUUCGGCGCCCCUGUACACACCUAACAUGUAUAUGAGGGAUGCACAAUAGUUUUUUCAUGAAAGCAAAACAGCUAUUAUUUCCUGGUUCUCAAGACCGAUACCAAUAACUCAUUUACCGUAUUUUUCAGGUUAUAAGUCGCAGUUUUUUUCAUAGUUUGGCCGUGGGUGCGACUUAUACUCCGGAGCGACUUAUGUGUGAAAUUAUUAACACAUUACCGUAAAAUAUCAAAUAAUAUUAUUUAUCUCAUUCACGGAAGAGACGAAGCAAAAUGUCAGCAAUCGUCACACACACACACGUCAACCAAUAAGAAUUCGACGGGGAAGGGUCAUGGCAGAAGUGCAUUGUGGGUCAUGGGAUGCUAACUGCUAUAUGCUACUGCCGUAGCUAUUAAAAUGGAUCAUUUCUACAUUGGCGGUAACUUAUAAAAACUGAACAAAAAUGGCACCGAAAAGGAAAUCAUAUACUGCAGAUUACAAGCUGGACGUAGUGAAAUAUGCAGCAGAGAACGGCGAUCGAGCAGCAGGAAGAAAGGACGCUAGCGGUGCAUACCAGGAGCGACAACGAGGAAGAAGAUUUCAUGGGAUUUAGCGAUUAGGAGUGACAGAUUGUUUGGUAAACGUAUAGCAUGUUCUAUAUGUUAUAGUUAUUUGAAUGACUCUUACCAUAAUAUGUUACGUUAACAUACCAGGCACGUUCUCACUUGGUUAUUUAUGCGUCAUAUAAUGUACACUUAUUCAGCCUGUUGUUCACUAUUCUUUAUUUAUUUUAAAUUGCCUUUCAAAUGUCUAUUCUUGUCGUUGGGUUUUAUCAAAUAAAUUUCCCCCAAAAAUGCGACUUAUACUCCAGUGCGACUUAUGUUUUUUUCUUUCUUUAUUAUGCAUUUUCGGCCGGUGCGACGUAAACUCCGGAGUGACUUAUAAUCCGAAAAAUACGGUAUAUGUAUAAUUUUUUUUAUGUACGUUUAAGUGUAGUUUGUGCACACCAGGAAAGAGUCGGUAUCUUCAUCGAUGGGAAAAGGCUGGUCGCAGAUCGCUUUAGUCCGAGGGUCGUCUCUGGAAAACUUUUUGCAUUUUUCAAACGCUGCGGCGACUGAAUCAAGCCCCGGGCCUUUCUUUGCAGCUGGAUUUGGGGCAGUUUCUUUAGCUACAGGCGUCUUCGUAGGCUCUCAGAUCACCGCUGUAGCCAUGCUGGUGUUUCAGGUGGCGAGUAAGGUUUGAUGUGUUCAAGAAUGAUGGUUUCUUUCCCACCUCCUGGAAUGUUUGUAGAACAUUUGGUGCAAAUAGCACAAGAAAAGCCUUGAAACAGUAAAGAAGUCCCGCACGAUUGACACAACAUAUUUUUACAAUUAAUUUAGGGGAUGUUGACAAGAGGCAACUAAUCUCACCUCAAUGGAGCCUUUUUUUUUAAAUUCAGUUAUCAGCUACUUUUAAUGUUAUCGAAUUUGUGCGUGUGAUGUCAUAAAACACUACAUUGGUUCAAAUUAUCGUGCAGCCUUAAUGCCUACAUGUGUUAAGUUUGUACACAUCAUGCUUGUACAUGAACAGAUAUACGUGCCUAUACAUGUACAUGCUUAACAUUUGUGUAUACAGUCAAGGAUAAAAUCGUUCAUUUCAUACAUCUGGAAAUCUGGACUUUGUUCCUAAGUUUUUUCUUGACACAAUAAGAUCAUGUACAAUAAGCAUUAUUGUAAAAAGAAAUAUAUGUCAAAAUUUGUCAGAGAUAUGAAUCAUUUCCAGCUUGACUGUAUGCACAUGUAGGUGUGCACAUGAUACGCCAGUAUUUGCUGUAGUAAUUGUUUUUAGUAGUGGUACUGAGUUGAAUGUUUGAGGUUCCACAAGGAGCUAUGCACACGUCCACGUCUUCCAGGGCGGAGGAGGCGGAGCCUGAGCACAAACCCUAGAGCACAUUUUAAUGACAGUCUUAUGGUUUAGCUGAAUGUUGGUCACAUGACUGUGAUGGUUAAUUAACGCAGGAUGAACAUGAUGUGAGUUUUUAAAAGUGUUGAAUGUUUAAUUUCAAAGGAUUGUGUUGAUUUUGUGCGUUCUUGUCAAGGCCGUAUUUCAGCAUUUCAAUCUUCAUACAAUCCUGCAAAUGAAUUGUUACUGUCAUUGAUGUGAAACAUUUCAAAUCAAUUUUUUUAUACGUGACAAAAAACAUCUCAGUGUUUUAAAAUGUAAAGCAAAGUGAACAAGCUGAGCAUGUUUUGUUUUAAAUGUGCUUUUGUGUCUCCGUGGCAACAACGUGACACCUUUCAACCCCCAAAGUAAUUACUGGAGUUAUUGUUACAUAAGACUGUUACUGCAUGUUUUUAAUUUUUCUUAAUUAAAAUAAAACCUAAAACCUGGUCAUUUGAUUAAGCACACAUUCUAACUAUUGGUACACCCAACACAAUAAAAUCACUUCCAUUUGCAGAAGUUUGGAGCGUCAUCAAGGAUGCAACAUGUCAUACUCGCACAGCUUGACAGUUGAUAAAGUAAUCGGCUUA